Molecule: messenger RNA, 874 nt
Organism: Halteromyces radiatus
Lineage: Eukaryota; Fungi; Mucoromycota; Mucoromycetes; Mucorales; Cunninghamellaceae
Product: orotate phosphoribosyltransferase
Exons: 1
Coding region: 129-785 (218 amino acids)
Biological process (GO): pyrimidine ribonucleoside biosynthetic process; 'de novo' pyrimidine nucleobase biosynthetic process; pyrimidine nucleotide biosynthetic process
Cellular component (GO): cytoplasm
Molecular function (GO): orotate phosphoribosyltransferase activity
Source: RefSeq, a predicted model, not a curated record
GUCCUGAGGAUUUGUUUGAAUUUCUAUUUCCCUUUUCUCCUCUUCUUUUUCCUUUUUUUUUUUUCUUUUAUACCCAGUCUAUAGACAACCCCCAUUUUUUUUAUUGUAAAUAUAUUUGUAACAUUAUCAUGAAGGAAUAUCAACGAGAAUUCAUUGAAUUUGCACUUGCCAAUCAAGUACUCAAGUUUGGUUCAUUUGUAUUGAAGUCAGGCCGAGUAUCACCUUAUUUUUUCAAUGCAGGUCUGUUCAAUAGUGGCAAGACAUUAGGAGCGAUUGGUCGGUUCUAUGCAGCAGCAUUGGUAGAUGCUGGCUUCAAGUACGAUGUGCUGUUUGGUCCGGCUUACAAGGGGAUUCCUUUGGUGUGUGCGACAGCUUUGGCCUUGACCACUGAUUAUGAUCAAGAAGCACCAUUUGCUUUCAAUCGUAAGGAAAAGAAGGAUCAUGGUGAAGGAGGCAGUAUUGUUGGUACGGCUUUGCAAGGUCAGAUCGUGGUGGUGGAUGAUGUGAUCACGGCUGGUACGGCUAUCAAUGAAUCGAUCGAAAUCAUUCGCAACAACAAUGCUCAUUUGGCUGGUGUCCUGGUCGCUGUGGAUCGUGCUGAAGUGGCUCCCGAUGGAUCUGGUAAAUCUGCUAUUCAAGCCGUUCAAGAAAAGAACAAUAUCCCUGUGCGUGCUAUCAUCACCAUGGAUCAUAUCAUGGAAUUCAUGGAAGAAAAGGGUACCUACAACCAAGAAUUGCAAUUGAUGAAGGAAUACAAGGCUCAAUAUGGUAUUAAGAAUGAAUAGAUCAUCCCUUUUUUUUUUUUAAUGUAGUAUGAUUCUUCCCUUUUCUUAGCUUUUUAGUUUAUGUAUAUAACAUUUAUAAUGAAUAAAAU